This is a messenger RNA of Quercus robur (English oak), 1836 nucleotides long. RefSeq lists its product as uncharacterized. The record is from RefSeq and is a predicted model, not a curated record. Lineage: Eukaryota; Viridiplantae; Streptophyta; Magnoliopsida; Fagales; Fagaceae. Gene Ontology annotation, molecular function: RNA-DNA hybrid ribonuclease activity; nucleic acid binding. Bases 1 to 1836 code for a protein of 611 amino acids. The transcript is spliced from 3 exons.
AUGGGCCAGCCGAAGAGCCCAAAUGCAAGGAUUUGGAAAAAAAUUGUCAUAGGUGGUGAUCUGGAGAAGUUCUUUCAGGUUAGGGCUCAACUACCCCCUCAAGAGAAGGAGCUGUUGGUAUUCCUCAAAAGGAACAUUGAUGUGUUUGCAUGGGACGCUUAUGAAGCUCCGGGGGUAGACCCAGAUUUUAUCUGCCAUCAUUUGAACGUUAACCCAUCCAUCAUUCCCAAGAAGCAACCGCCUCGGUGCCCAUCCAAAGAACAUACAAAAGCUGUUAGGGAAGAGGUGAUGAAGCUCAAAAAGGCAGGGGUGUUGGCCAAUACCGUAGUGGUGAAGAAGAUGAGCAGGAAGUGGCGAUUAGGCAAAAGCAUUGAGGUCUACAUAGACAACAUGGUGGUGAAAAGUAAGGUGGUGUCCGAGCACAUUAUAGACCUCGAAAGCAUCUUUGAAAUCCUGAGGAAACAUAGGCUGCGCCUAAACACUUCCAAGUGUUCAUUUGGUGUCAGAUCAGGCAAGUUCCUGGGAUACAUGGUGACUCACCGGGGAUUCGAAUGGACUAAAGAGUGUGCGUUGGCUUUCCAACAACUUAAAGAAUAUCUAUCACGGCCACCUAUCAUAUCUAGUCCUAAGGUGGAUGAGGUCCUAUUCGCAUACAUCACCGUGGCCCCUCACACUGUAAGUUUGGUAUUGCUACGAGUUGACAAUGGCGUACAACGGCCAGUUUACUAUGUAAGCAAAUUACUACAUGAGGCCGAGGUUCGGUAUCUACCACUAGAAAAGGCAGUCUUGGCGGUGGUGCUAAGCACACGAAAGCUUCCCCAUUACUUCCAAGCGCAUACAGUUGUCGUCCUGAUUCAACUCCCACUCAAAGCUAUACUUCGAAAUGCUAAUUACACAGGGAGGAUUGCUAAAUGGGGCAUAAUCCUAAGGGCUUUUGAUAUCAAGUACAUGCCUAGUACCUCUGUCAAGGGCCAGGUCCUCGCGGACUUGGUGGCCGAGUUCGCUGAACCCCCAUUGGAAGAAGUGACAGAAGCGCAACACAUGGAUGGAAAAUCGGUUGGCAUGAUCUCCCAACAGGGCCCGUUAUCUUGGAAAGUGUACGUCAAUGGCGCAGCAAACCAAAAGGGGUUCGGGGUGGGAAUAGUAUUAAUAUCCCCCAAGAAGAUCACUAUUGAGAAAUCGCUAAGAUUGGGAUUCUCGGCCACAAAUAACGAGGCUGAAUAUAAGGCCCUACUAAUGGGAAUGACCAUGGUUCAGAAAAUGGGCGGGAAAGCGAUAGAGAUGUUCUCGGACUCGAGAUUAAUCGUUGGCGAAGUAAAAAGAGAAUUUGAGACGAGGGACGAAAGAAUGCAGAGGUACUUAAGUCAAGUGGGGCACCUACGGUCAGGAUUCGAAUCUUUCAACUUGUUGCACGUCCCCAGAAGUGGAAACACUCAUGCUGACUCCCUGGCCAUGCUUGCUACCUCCUCGACACAAGGUCUUUCUCGGGUCAUCCUUGUGGAAGAUUUGUACAAACCAGCAGGGGUAGAGAAAGAAAUGAUCCAUGUUCACCAAGUCAGGGUGGGGCCUAGCUGGAUGGACCCCAUAAUAUCAUUCUUGAAGGACGACAUCCUGCCUGAGGAAAAAUCAGAAGCAGUAAAGGUGCGUAGGAAGGCUCUUCGGUUCUGGUUGUCCGAGGACCAAAAGUUAUACAAAUGCUCGUUUUCCGAGCCUUACUUGUUGUGCAUACACCCUGAAACAACAGAAUUACUGCUGGAAGAAUUACACGAGGGGAUUUGUGGGAGUCACAUCGGAGGUAGAUCUUUGGCACACAAGGCUAUCACUCAAGGCUACUAG